CUCCCUUCAACUCCAAGCCAACAGCCUGAUAGUAGUAACUUGACCUAAAUCUCUAGUUUUGAUACAAAUAAUUUGAUCAAGUCUCAAGAUCUACAUCGUAGCAAUUUGGAUCGAAAACAAUGGCAGGAUGUUGGGCACUACUCGAGAGAUACCAGUUGCAUCUGGCCAUGUUGGCCUUGCAAUUUGGUUACGCAGGAUUCCACGUAGUUUCAAGAUUAGCCUUGAACAUGGGCAUAAGCAAGAUCGUUUUUCCAGUCUAUAGAAACAUUCUCGCCCUUCUCCUCCUCCUUCCCUUCGCAAUUUUCCUCGAAAAGAAAGAAAGGCCGCCCAUCAACAUCUCUUUCCUAAUCCAAUUCUUUCUCCUUGCUGUUGUUGGAAUAACGGCGAAUCAAGGUUUCUACUUGCUGGGAUUAGACCAUACAUCUCCCACCUUUGCUUCUGCUAUUCAGAACUCAGUUCCGGCGAUUACAUUUCUCAUGGCUGUGAUUCUCCGAAUAGAGAAAGUGAGACUCGAUAGAAAAGACGGCAUAUCGAAAGUGAUUGGAACACUUCUUUGUGUGGCUGGUGCCUCUGUUAUCACACUCUAUAAAGGCCCUACAAUUUACAGCCCUUCCCCGUUACCACAUAUUCAAAAUUCCUUGCCAAUUUCAGCAACCAUCAAUAGGUUGCAUGAUUUAGGAGACGCAGCCGAAAAGAAUUGGACAUUAGGCUGCGUGUUCUUAAUCGGGCAUUGUUUUUCGUGGUCGGGCUGGCUAGUAUUCCAAGCUCCCAUUCUUAAGAAAUAUCCAGCCAGACUCUCGUUUACUUCUUACCAAUUGUUCUUCGGGAUAAUACAGUUUCUUAUGAUUGCGUUGUUUUGCGAAAGAGACCCGCAAGCCUGGCGAGUACAUUCUGGCGAAGAGUUGUUCAGCGUUUUUUACGCGGGAGUAGUGGCAUCAGGAAUAGCAUUUGCUGUACAGAUAUGGUGCAUUGACAGAGGUGGUCCAGUUUUCGUUGCCGUUUACCAGCCUGUUCAGACCCUCCUUGUCGCUCUAAUGGCUUCCAUUGCUUUGGGCGAGCAAUUCUAUUUGGGAGGGAUAAUCGGAGCUGUUUUGAUCAUAGUCGGUUUGUACCUUGUGUUGUGGGGUAAGAAUGAAGAAAAGAAGUUAACGGCGUUAAUUACUCGUAACAAAGUUGGGAUUGAGUCAUCUGCGGAACAUAGUAACAUUGCAUAUAUCAGGCCGGCCAUUACUCAUCCAUUGCUUGUCGCGCAAUCCACUCAUGAAGAUGUUGCUUGAAUCUUGAUCGAAUAUCAUUACAUGUUCAAGAAGAAGAUGAAGUUGUUGUGUGUGUAAUGUAUGUAUUUCUAAGAUGGUUUAUUAGGGUUAGUUUGUGCUAUGAAUCAAAUAGACCCCACCAUGGAUCGAUCGAUGCUAAUUAUUUUUAUGUUAAUUUUAUUGAUUAUGAA
Molecule: messenger RNA, 1447 nt
Organism: Impatiens glandulifera
Lineage: Eukaryota; Viridiplantae; Streptophyta; Magnoliopsida; Ericales; Balsaminaceae
Product: protein WALLS ARE THIN 1-like
Exons: 6
Coding region: 120-1277 (385 amino acids)
Cellular component (GO): plasma membrane
Molecular function (GO): transmembrane transporter activity
Source: RefSeq, a predicted model, not a curated record